Messenger RNA from Uranotaenia lowii, 23101 nucleotides. Its product is annotated as serine-rich adhesin for platelets. Gene Ontology annotation, biological process: negative regulation of DNA-templated transcription; regulation of transcription by RNA polymerase II. The transcript has 12 exons. The coding region runs from base 3781 to 9198 and encodes 1805 amino acids. Gene Ontology annotation, cellular component: transcription regulator complex; histone deacetylase complex. Gene Ontology annotation, molecular function: transcription corepressor activity. The record is from RefSeq and is a predicted model, not a curated record. NCBI's taxonomy places the organism in Eukaryota, Metazoa, Arthropoda, Insecta, Diptera, Culicidae.
GACGACGUGGUCGCGGUGCUCCUGAGGCAGCAGAGUCUACUAACUCUACUCCCUAAACGCUUCGCUAGAGCCAGCAGAUUUUUUUUGUGUUUUUUGUGUACUUCCUGUGGUCCCUCACACCCACCAGAGCCAGCUCCUGGAACGCGGGGGAGUGUGGGCGAGUAAACAAAGGGGAAGUGCGCGGGUGAGGGCCAAAUAGACCUCACCCGAGUUAGUGUGUACCGAAAUUUAGUGGCCACCAUAUCUCCGAUACAUCCAUCAACCAGCAUCAAUCCGCGUCGUUGGGAUUCGAAAGUGCAAAUUUAGGGGACUGAAAUCGGUUCCUCUGAUUUUUUUCCUGGUGCAUUGUGCGAGAAAAGUUCGGGAUAUUGUAGAAGUGCACCAGAGGGUUUUUUUUUAUCUGGCGCUUCCGGAAGCUGAAGUGGUGACCCGCAGUGCAAGGAUACAGAGGGAAAAGUUAGUGACCGUAAAAAAAGUCAGCUGGAAUAGUAAAAACCUUCAAGAAGGUGGGGCGCUCUGGGGCGGAAAUGGCGGACGGCAGGAGCGCCGCCAAGCGUCAGAAGUGCACGUGUGGAUUGUUGCAGCUAGCGGAUGGGAUCCUAAGUCGUUACCAAAGUUUCUGCUAGACCGUGUGAAAAUCGCAGUGUUACCACCCACAAAUGUUACCAGUAGAGCCCAUCUCCCAAAUAGAUAGCAAAAAUUUAUUACCAAAAAAAAAGUAUAUAUCGCAAAAUCUGCUCAACUAGCAAGUGAAACGUUGUGAAAUCUCCCCAACAUUGCUCAAAAAAGUUCAGAGGAAGAAGAAAAAAUCGAAUCAAUCAGCUCAAGUGGCAACCAAAUCAAUCUGUCGGUUAGUGAAAGUUCCAGUGAAAGUCGCUCCACAAUUAAAGCGCAGCAAAGUUCUCAACCAUAAAUAUAAUAAUAAUUUCUAGAAAAAAAGCACGCAAAGCACAGACCAGUGGGAGGGGAAAUCAAAAUGGAAAAACGCUGUAAUCCUGGGUGGUUCUCAGCAUAGUGUGUCAUCUCAAGUCGCUGUCCUAAAGCAACAAAAAAAAAAAAAGGAUUUACCGACGGAUCCAGUUUGUUUCGUGGCAUCGAAGGAACUGACAAAAGAAAGUGCAGAUCGACCAGAAGAAGACCCAGGACAUCAUUAAGGAUUACACCUGUCCACGCGGUUUCUCCUUGAGUUGAGUUCAUUUUGGGAAGGGCAGUCAACGAAAAACGAGAAAACGAAGGAGAGUGGAAAACCGGAAGUAACCCUAUUGUGAGGCACAACCCCCUCCGACAGUUUCCAUAGUGUUUUCCUUUUCGGUUCCGGGGAUUAAUGGGAACGUCUCUCAGCCCGUCGGAUAGUUGGUCGGUUUUGUUUUGUGCGAAAACUGCAUUCUGCUAAAAAAAAAGAAUACCAAGCAAUAAUGGCCCAUAAAAUCAAGCUCAAACCUGGCCUCGGCAGUGUCGCUGAAAAAUCUCGAAGCACCGUCAAAUUCGACAGCAAACCGUCAUCGAACUCGCACCGAGAGGCAACACCGGCCGUCAAAGAUCAGGACCGGCGGGAGUAUUAAACAAUUAAAAAUACCGUCUCUCCCACCCACUAUUUCUACUAGGUUGGGAAUUUGAGGCAAUGGGCGCAGGAAAUUAAGUAUCAAAAAUCCGCCGCCGAAAGAAAAGAAAAGCCGAAAACAUUUCCCCUUGGAUGCUGUUUUGUUGUUCUUCUUGAUGGUUGAACAGAAGAAACAGCAAGGCAAAGAAUCGUGCCGAUAAGUGAUUAUUUUCGGAAAAUUUGUGUGAAUGUGUGCGAUGGGACAUCAUCAUCGUCAUCAAUGGUUGUAAAUUUCGGAUUCUCGAUUUCGAGGAACCUUGGGCCGAUGUUAUGGGCUUGUGUGCGUGUGUGUGGGUGGAAGUUGGAUUCACGAAAAAUUGAUGCUGACAAAAUGUAGCUGAGAAGGAAGGUUGUGCACCAUUGUUGGGAAGAAAAACCCAUCGAAGGAAAGAAAACAAGAAAAAAAAACCGCGAGAAAGAGGAAGUAAAAUCAACAAUCGAACGUGGGUUGUUGUGACUAUCGGAAACAAUCAUUCUUCAGGUUGUGCCACUUUCCGACUAAUUCUUCCAACCGGGAAACGAAUCUCUCUAGUCUAUUUCUUUGUGAAAGAUGUAGGAUAAGGUAUUACAAAAGUUUUUUUACCUUUAAAAUUAAAGAUGAAAGUUAAAUCGCUGUGCUAGAGCUAAAAUAAGGUCCUUCAAGGUGAAAAUUGUCUUUGAGGGAUCGAUUAAGGUGUUAUAUAGUUGUUACUCUUGAGAUAGCUCACUAAUUUUAGUGUAAUUGUCCGUGAGUGUGUGAGUACGCAGCUGAGCUGAAAAGUGUUUUCUAUCGCCAUUUUUUCUAAAACAGAAACUAAUGCAUGUUUAAGUGUCAUUGUUCUUCAAGUAGAAAAAGAAUACACAUUGAAUUAGUAACUUAGAAAGUAAAAAUCAAAUCUCGACCGGUUGUGACGCACCCUCGUAACUUACUGUAAAAAAGUACUACUCCUAUCACUUUUGCUCACUAGUCAAGACAAAAAAAGUCUCAUUAUGUGAACUCACGAACAAAUAACAAAAAAAUCGUAACGAUCUUACCGUCCUCUUAAAGUGAAGUAUAGCGAAUGUUUUGAGCAAAAACAUCUAAGUCUUAGCAAAAAUCAAAACAACCGAAGCAAAACAACAAACAAAUGUGCCAAACAUUUUCCGACAGCAUAGAGCGGAACGAUUUGAACGAAGGCCAAAACAUGUAAGAAAAAACAAAAUCAGCUGCAGCAGUAAAGUGGCAGUAAACAGAGAGAAGAAAAAAAACCAACAAGAAAAAAUAUACCGUUAUUAACCUUAUUAAUAACACGGCGCUGCCCUACUAGACUGUUGGCGGUGGUGGUGGUGGUUGUUGAAAUUUAUUAAAUAAUCCCCAUCAUCAAUUAUUUUUUCACUCUCUCGUUCGUUUGGGGCAAUUCGAGUGAGUUCGAGCUGGAAAAAUACCACUCCCGCAAAACCAAUAAUAAUAGCAGCAAAUCGGCCGCUACAAGAAGUCAGAAGAAUCGAAGACUACGGGAGCAACCGGCAACAUCAACAGUAGAAGAAGAAGCAGAAGAAAAACAGAAGAUCGCGCGUGGAAAAUUAAUUGAAUCAACACCCGCCAUUUUUCCGGAUCCCCCUAGCACCAUUCACGUUUGGUGAAUCUCGGUAAACAUCCCAAUAUCCAGCUAAUAAAUAUUAAUUUUGCUCCGCGGAUUUUUUCUCAACAUAAUCCAAGGGGUGGAAGCAAAGGAAGCAAAAAUAAACACUCCCAUUCAAAAAGAAAACGUGUGAAUCAUCCCCCCUUACCGGUGGUCAAAAACCGUUGGAGCCGCCAAAGUUUGAAAGCUAAAGUGAAGUGAAGUGUUGUUUACUUCUUUUUUUUGGGUAAAACCGAAAAAAAACGUUACCUGUAGCCUCCGCGUUGAAAGAAGCCUCCAAUUGGGGUCCGGUUUAGUGAAGGAAAACAAACCAUUGAAGGUCGCGGCUAGUGAUUUCUCUAAAUAAUUUCACUCGUUAUCGAAACGUCUGCUGCAAGUGUCAAUUGAGAGACUGAUUAAGGAAAAGUGUUAAGGCAACGAAUCAGCAAGAAAUUGGAAACAUAAGAUCAAUCGGCAACCAUCCACGGGCUUCUGGAGCAAAUAAAAUCGGAACAACAAUCACCUUGGAUCUCCUUUCGGCGAAACCUUUCAGCACACCCGUCAAAAUUUCGCCUGAAAAGCGGCAGUAGCAGCAGCAAAAUGGCGGCAGUAAAUUCGGUUCAAAAUAGUAUACGACUUCCCCUGGCAGGGCUAGCUCCGCCCCGGGUUCUGAUGUGCAGUGCCUCGAUGGGUGCCGAGGGAUCGGUGACGUUGCAGUUACGGGAAGCCGUUCAGGCGCCGGACUCGGGCAGCUCCCUGGAUCACAGCGGUCUCACCAUCGGCUAUCCGGAUCCGGAAAUGUUGGCCGACAUGCUCGGGUCAUUCCAGAGUGCUUCGGUUGGGGCGGCAGGAUUGGAUUCAGCGAUCGGAUCCAGCUCCGGCACGACAACCACCUUCGAUCUCAUCCAGCAGGACAGCAGCAACAGCAACUGCAGCAUCGGCAACAACAAAGCAUCGGCGAACGGGCUGGACCCGAUCGAGCAGCAUCACCAUCAUCAUCAUCAUCAGCUGACGACGACAAAUGCUCUGCUGGCCAAGAUUGGAUCUCCCUCAGGAGGAGGAGGAGGAGGAAGCAACAGUCCCAGCAGCAGCAACGGAAGCAGCUGCAGCAGCAAUGGCAGUCUCAUACUGGGCAGCUUGAAAGGUGAAAUAGGUUCCAAAGCGGACAAAUUCAACGGCUUCGGCAUUCCGACGACCGUUUCCCUCCAGGUGACUGCCGCUUCCUCACCUUCACCGAGCAGCAGUCCCAGUUUAGCGAAAACCCAUCACCAGGUGAUGGUGAUGGCGGCAUCUUCCGGAAGUGGGGGCCACAAUACCCGAAGUGAUAGCACCAGCAGCAAUUGCAGUAGUUCCAGCAGUAGUUCGAGCAGUUCCAGCAGUUCCAGCAGCUCCAGUUCCAGUAGUUCGCCCAGUGGACUUCCGACGGCUGCCUCGGCGGCAAAAAAGCCGAGACCCAAAACGGCUUCCCCGACCCGACAUGGACCGCAACAGUGCCAGGUUUGCAGCAAAGUGUUCGGCAAUGCUUCUGCCCUGGCCAAACACAAACUGACCCACAGCGACGAACGGAAGUAUGUCUGCGGAAUGUGCUCCAAGGCCUUCAAACGACAGGACCAUCUAAAUGGCCACAUGUUAACCCACCGGAACAAAAAACCCUACGAAUGCAAGGCGGACGGCUGUGGAAAAUCCUACUGCGAUGCCCGAUCCUUGCGAAGGCACACGGAGAACCAUCACAGUGGCCAACCGUCGCCAUCCGGCACCACGACGCCCACCCCACCCGCUUGUGGUUCCGGUUCCGUGCCGAUGUCCAGUCCUUCUUCUUCAGGCUCUUCAACCGGUUCCAGUUGCAGCGGAAGUAGUAGUACCGGAAAUGGAAAUGGAACUGGAGCAGGAACAGGAGGAGGUUCACCUUCAAUGCCGCUGAUGGUUUCGGCAGCGGCCGUCAGCAGUCCUGCGAUUCAAGGAUCCACCGGCAGUAGCAGUGGUUCGCUGCCAGCCGUUGUGGUUACUCCCUCGACUUCCGGCGCUACGACGUCCUCCUCUUCUUCCGUUUCGGCGAUGAUGACGACGACUGGGCCCCUCAGCGGUCUGAGCCUUUCGCCGGCCACGGCCAGUGGUGAUGCAAGUUCACCUCAUGGAGCCACCUGCAGCAUCCAGUUCACGACAUCCCCCGGCAGUACCAUCCUGGGUUCGAGUAAUGGAAUCAGUUCCUCGAGCUCGUCAAAUACAGCGAACGCAGCCAGUCAAGGCAGCAGCACCGGAACCCUGCUAGAUUCCGCCGGAACGCUUCAGGUCGUAGUCAGUGCCAAUCAAAGCUCGAAAUGUUCCUCGCCAAACUCUCCCGGAAGUUCCGGCUGCGCUUCAACGGCUGGUGCUGGCUCCGGAACGACCGGAAGUGGCAACGAAGGACUCACCCGGCAGCAGCUGGACCUGAUCACCCAGAUUAUGCAGCAAACGAAACAGGCCACCGGUUCUGGAACUACUGGCUCUACCGGUAGCGAUAAAGUUAAUCCACGGCCAAGAACUUGGAAUAUGCAGGUAGGUUCCCUCCAGCUCAGUCAGAACAAGUUGACCACCGUUAGCAGCAAUAGCAGCACAUCCGCCAACGCUUCUUCUAGCAGCAGCAACUCGACCCCGGCCAGCACUUCCGCUUCCGGUAGCACCGGAUCCGCCCCGGUUGAAACAGGCCAACCAUCGGCAGGACAGCAGCAGCCUCCGAAAUCCGACCAGAAACCGGUCGAGUGUAAUUUGUGCCAUCGUAAGUUCAAAAACAUACCGGCCCUCAACGGGCACAUGCGACUGCACGGAGGCUACUUCAAGAAGGACUCCGAAACCAAGAAAUGUGAUAAAAAGGAACACACCGGGCCUCCGCUUCAGACCGCCAGCGUGGGAGUGCGAGCCUUGAUCGAGGAGAAAAUCAUCAACAAACGGAGCAAGGAUUUGAAGAAUCUGUUGUUGAAGGGUUCAUUCGUAGUGCCGGCACCUCCGCUAACUGCUCGACGGUUGCUGGAAGCUAGCGAAGCUCUUCUAUCACCCAAACCGGGUACGGUAGCGAUCGUUUCCACCCACAAUGGAACGACGCAGAUCAUCAACCCGAAGGUGGCUAUGAGCUCCCAGUCGACAGGGACCGAAGUCAAGGAUGCCACCCUGAUCGAACUGCUCAAGCGAGGAACGAAAGUGGCGGUCAAGCGUACCUGUUCCGACCCUGGUCAGCUAGCGAUCACCACCACUCAGACAGCCGCCACUCAGCAGACCCGAACGGUAGUCCUCAACAGUGCCCCUGUAACGCCUGGCUCUAGUUCUCCCUUGGCUUUGUCCAUUGCCAAUAGCUCCACGUCGAGCUCGGCGAUCCUUACCACCAAUUCAACGACCUCCCUUGGUAACUCUUCAUCGUCUUCGUCGUCUUCGGCUGUGGAUUCUACGCCUCUCUCACUCACGAUAUCACAAGCGCCUUCCGGCAGUGCGGACGUGUUCACUUUAGCCUACUCAACUGAUGCCACCGGUGCCGCUGCCUUCUUUAGUGAUAACGACGUAUACAGUGUUAGCGAUACGACCAUGCUAUUGCAGGCCGUCGAUUCCAUUCAGCUGCUGCAAGAUUCUUCCUCAACCGAGCAGCUGGACGAGAUAGCUUCCCUCUCCGAUUACACAACCAUAAAUGAGCAAAGUUUUACCCCCUCUCGACAGCUGCAAGCGGUUCUGGACUCUCCUUUACCUGAGAGUUUAGCAGAGUUCAGCACACUCCAUUCCAAAGAUUUCAUCCUGUACAAUGCCAGCAAUGUCUCGAACAGCGAUCCUUCCGCCAGCCAAACUUCCAGCUCACCACUACCGUCACCUUUAGCCUACCCAACACCUCCAGCCUCUCACGAACCGGUAGCCCAAGCGUCGCCAUUCUUGGACGACUCUCGUCACUUCUCAGACGCCAGUUCAUUCUUCGACGAUAAGCGAAACGCAACCUCCAACCUGCUCGAUGAUAACUUCUUCAAGACAGACAACAAACAUGACGAGAAGAUUCAAGCCCUCAAAAAUGAACUGCUGGAUGAAAAUCACGAUAUAUUCCGGAACAGUAAAAACAUUCUCGAUGAUCAUUGUGCCGAACUGUUCAAAAGCGAAGACAGCUUUUUUGUCGAGAGUACGGUGUCGAACAAACAAUCUACCGAUUCGUCCAAUACCAUCCGAGAUCAGGACGAAGCUAAUGCCGCCUCUAAAAUAAACUUGGAUUUUCUAGAUGAAGCCCAAGUCUUCAUCAACGAAACUCGCAACACUUCCUCUCCUCUCUCCAAUGCUUUUUUCUCUGCCACCAUGUCCAGUGCAGAGGAAGUCAAAGAAGCCCUCGAAGAGGUGCUCCCGAGCGAUGAAGAUGUUGUCAUUGCCGAGUCCGAUAUUGAUCUCUACUACUUGAAUGGGCUCUCCUCGCUGCAAUCCCAGAUGAUGCCCAACUCGGAAGACCCUCUACUAUCAUCAUCUCCGAAAGAUUUCGCCCAUAGACAGCAUCAAAAGUUUCUCUUUGAACAACAACAACAGCAACAGCAGCAGCAACAAUCCGGCAGCAACACAUUCUCACCACCGAGUGCCAAAAAGCUAAAAAUCGACGCAGAAGUCACAAGUGAUAUCAAAAAAAUUCCACUAACCGUACAAACAGAACCGAUUCCAAAAGACAGCGCCCACACCGGCGACUCCGUGUUUCUCAGCCCCAGUAGCAUCUCGUCCACUAGUAGCACCAGUAGCAGCAUCAGCGGCAACAACAACAACAACAACAGCUCCUCGAAGCUCCAAAGCGCCCUUUUGCGCAAACGAUCUUCCCAAACGAUGUUGCCCACUGUAACAAUCCGAAAGGCCCCAAUCUACCACUCAAAGUUACGCAAAUCAGCCACAGCACUUCCCGUAACACAUUACACACCUCAACCGAUGCUAAACCCCAACCGUACAGCUCCGGGACUUUUCUCGACCAUCUCCCUCUCCAACCUUCCCGGUUCCGACUCCACCGUCGACGAUACCUGUGACAUCUUCAGCGAACCACCCCUCCCAAUACGGCCUCGAAUUAACCUCGGCCACGACUACCAAGCCAACAUCCCCGAGUGCCACCGACCGACCUAUCACACCCUCUCUCGGCACCUCGAUCAUCAACAGUGGGACCCCACCCUGAUCCAGAACGAUCAGCAGGUCGCCCGCUUCGUCGAGCUCUCCCGUUCCUCGGCCGUCCCACUCGGGUGUCACUCGGAGGAAAGUGCCCUCAAAUCGCUCUUGGAAGCCCAGGGCGAAAUCCACAUCGCCAUUCUUAACCUGAUGCAAACGGCUCCCUCCAACAUUCACCGACGAUGGGCCGCUCAGGAAAUGGAACAGUUUAUCCACGGGCUGGAACUGUACGGCAAGGACUUCCAUCGGAUCGCCUCCGAACUUCUACCCGGCAAAUCGACCAGUGACUGCGUCCAGCUGUACUACUUCUGGAAAAAGCUUUGCGUCGACUACAAAACUACCCAUCUGCUGCAGCACGGGGACAAUUCGAUGAAGUUCAUCAACCUGAAUGCCAGCGCCGACGAUCUGCUGCUGGAUCACAUCGGCUACACGAGCAAGACGGUCACGGUUGGAGUAGGUGGAGGCAGUAGCAGUAGCAGCUCCAACAGUGGAAGCGACGUGCGACCGCACGUCUGCGAAGUUCCCGACUGUUCAGCGAGCUUCUCGUCCAAAGCCGCCCUGCACGGCCACAUCCGAAUCCACUGUAUUGGCCGCUCGGCGACGCAGCUCGGGGGCACUUUGCAAAAUGGUAAUUUCUUGAGUGCUUCCUCUACCGCCUCCGGUAAUCCCAUUAACCCUACUACUAACAACCACAUACCGACAAAGGACGAUUAUCCCUGCAAGGUGUGCGGCAAGGUUUUUAAUAAGGUAAAAAGUCGAAGUGCCCACAUGAAGUCUCACCGUCCUCAAGAUGCCAGUGAUCAAUUGCAGCAUCAGCUUCAACUACACCAGCAACAGUUGAUGCAACAGCAACAGCAACAGCAACAACAGCAGACACAAGCAACGUAAACAGACGUCAAGGUGACAGCCAACAAUCUGCAUCAACAAACUCAAAUAGGAAAGGAAUAGUUAAAAAGCGACAUAAAAGACAUAAACAAGACUGGGUACGUGUGUUUACCAUCAGCAAAAAACGAAGCAGUUUGAGACAAUCUCCAAAAUCGAUGUGAAACCCGAAGACCUGGCAACAGUGAAGAGUGAAAAACCCGAAACCAAAAUGAGCAAAAGCAAACAAACACAAAUUUUCCCCCAAAAAAAAACCUAAGCAAAUCACCGUAACCGAGGUUGUUUUCUAAAACAAUUAGAUGUGAAUGAUCCCACAGAAUUAAAGAAAAAAAAACAAUAAAAUCAAUCAUCUUACUAAACGCAAAUUUCAACACAACAGCACGACGAAAAACGAAUAAAACUGGCUAGCCGAAGGGCCGAUGGCUUCCGGCGGCACAGAAUCGAAAGCAAAAUGUCAAAUUACAACUACGCUCAUCGUAUAAGUAUGAUCACAAGCAUCAAAAAAGUAAGAAAUCUAUAUACUUAAAUAUCCAUAUACACUAGAGAUGAAACCGGGAGCGCGAAGUUUUUGAAAACUUCGAACCCGAACAUUUAGCCAAUACUUCCGUGAUUUAUCCUUGAAUUGUGAAAGGAAAACUUGCAGAAGCAAACAAAAAGAACUCUAUUCUACUAUUUUAGCGUGUAAGAGAAAAAUAAGUAAAGGGUUUUGUAUACUUUUUGUUGUUGACAUUUCUACACAUUAGGGUUGGGAAGAUCUGUUUCUCUAUUUCAUGUUCUCAUUCGCUAGAGAUUAAGAACUGGAGUCGAGUGAAAAAAGGAAAGUAAACCAGUGUUGCCAGUUUGCGCGAAAUUUUUAUCACAUAUGUAAAUAUAGCGGAUAAGGUCAUUGAAAAAAAAACCGGCAAAUUCUUUUAAACUGUUUUUAGCAAACUGAAACUUACAAUCGAGAAGAAAAAACACAGACACCGGAACGCAUUUCUAGUUGGCAGUGUGGCCAGAUUACCGAAAAACAAAAAAAAACACUAAACGAAAAAUGUAAACUCAAAAUGAAUGGGCGUGGCCUUCUUUUAUUAGCCAAGUCAGAAUCUGACUCAAAACGGAAACCUGUUGUAGACAGAAAUUAUAACGAAAGUGUGUUAGCAAAAGAAAGCAUCUGUGUCAAUCAUCGGUUACCCAGUUAGAUAUCAAGAAGAAUAAGAGAAAGGAAAAGCAACUUGAUUCGCCCGCCAUUUCGUUCAACUUUGCAGACCUAAGCUAUCCCUUGGCUGCUUCGAUUUUGUUUCCCCUAAAGUUUUCCCUUUUUUCUAACGCUCUUGAAAUCGGAAUCCAUUUAUGCAAAUCACAAGCUUAGGAGUCUCUUUCUCAGCUCUCUGUAGAUAUCUUUUGAAUCUGUCCAGUAUUAUCGUAGCCCAGUCAAGAACGGGAAUAGAUUUUUAACGAAAGAUGUUCAAAACAAACCCUGUAAGCAACUUUUUCUACACAAUUUGCAUUCACUGAAAGAAAACAUACUCACAUACAAUUUCUCUUUCCUCUGAAGUUAGACAAAGAAAAAUAAAAGCAAACGCAAACACCUGUAGAAUAAAAAAAGUCGUUACCUAACCCUUUAAUCUCUCACUCACACACACACAAACGGUAAAUGACGAAGAAAAUAACAUGGUUGUACCUAGAUCUUAAGUGUUGAUCGAUGUCCCUAAUUCUAUAUAUAUACAUAUAUAUUAUUACCAUUAUAUAAGAGGAAUCUUUCCAGAAAUACCAUGCAUUACACAUAAAAAAAAAUAAUUAAAAACCAUAACAAAUGUGACAAAGGAUAUAUAUUAUUAUAUAUUUAAAUGGUAAGGAAAGACAAACAAAAACACAAGUUAAAUUCUGCAAAGCAAAUCAGCGUAUUUAGAUUGUUGCAUCAAAAAACCAAAAACUACGAAACUGAAACUUCUAUUCGUUUGUUCAGCUCAAACAAUGAAACCCGAGAAUGCCAAUUGAUUUUAAAUCUUUCGAUAACCAAGGUUGUUUUUUAAUCUUACUCUGAGAGAUAGAAGUUGUAGGAAAUGGAAAUCCGGAAGCAAAUCCAGUAUAUAUAUACACACAUACACAAUUCCUAAGAAAAAAGCUCAAAUUAUUACUAUAAUUCUCAUCAUUAUUAUGAUUAUUCGAUUCGACACUGAAUUUUUAAAACCUAUAUGGACAAAAAGAAAUCACUCGAGAAAAUCAAAAGGCAAUAACUCGCUCACUCAAAUGAAACAAAAAACAAAAGUUAUUUAAUAAACAAUUGAACUUAACAAAAGCAACUGGAAAAGAGGAAAACCGCUAAUCUUUUCUGAAAAUAUAGUCUACACUUUUCUUAUUGGACGUGCUAGAUAAAACAACAGAAAAAAAGAAGAAAAGAAUUAAAAUAAACGUGUAAAAUUUUAAUCAGUUCUAACUUCACUUCACACACACACAAAAAUACACUCACUCUCAGCAACAGUGAAGGAAUAAAUAUGCCUCGAGGUGGACGAAUAUUACCUUUGAAGGCAAGAGCAAAUCAAAAUAAAAGAAAACAUAACGAAACGGUAUAUAUUUUGAAGGAUAAUUAUUUCUCGUUGUGUUAGGAAGCGUAGAAGGGAAAAAUGCGUGAUCAAAACCAAAUCUGGCGCGGAAUGAACUUUGAAACAAAACAGUAGUGAACGAGAAUAUUUAAAUUUAAUCUGUAGCUUUUCUAUUGAUUGUGAUAUUAGUUCAAAAUCGGUGAGUGAAAAAAAUGAGAAACAAAGAGAUUAAAAAAUUAUAUACAAAGAUAACAGUAAAUAAAAAACAGUUUAUCAGGAAGUGUAAUCAAAAACAUGAAACGAAAAUGGUAGUUCAAUUUCCCGGAAUUUGAUGAUUUCCGUUCCGCUCAAAGCGAACCAACAGUUACCAGACAGAAGUAGCUUUUGGCCCGGUACUGUAUUGGGGAAUGAUUGACUCAUACAAGCGCUCGGUAUGCAGAAAAAAAACUCUCUGAAAACUAGAGGGGUCAUUUUUCGAACCAAACAACAUUCGUGAAAAGUUUUAUUUUACGAUUCAAAGCUUACUUCGAUUCAAAAAAAAUACACACUCUGAAAACCAGCCGGUGUAUUUUUAAAACCAAAUGACAUUCGUGUGAAGUUUCAGCUUUAAAUUCAAAGCUUGCUUCGAUUGAAAAGUUACACUCUGGAAACCAGCUGGAAUACUUUUCAAACCAAACGGCAUUCGUGUAAAAUUUCAAUGUUCACAAUUGACCACGUUUUUCAAUCGUUGUUGAUGGAAAAUUUUGCAUUUUAAGUUUAUUUUAGUAAUGGUUUGAGCGAGUGGGUGGAUCGAAAUCACAAAGAAAGACCGAGAGCUCACGUAGAGCUCUAGUUUCGCAUAUCUAAGGUCCACGUGAAGAAAGUCUAUUGAACAGGAAUUGAAAAAGCUUCACGACAAAUAACAUAAAGACACAUAUUGGGAUUUUUAUUUCCUAAAUUGUAGAAUACAACCACAGAAGACUGAGUCAAUUUGGGGUCAUUUUUGAAUUUCUCAAACUCUAGGGUCUAAAAAGCUUCGUUUUGGUUCAAAAUUCAUACAAGAUUUUUCGCAUAAUUUUUAAAAAUCAUUUACAUGAGUAAAUUUGAACUUUGAGGUUUAUAUGGGAAAAUUCAAUGUUUUGUACUCAAAAAUCAACAUAAUUUUUGUUUCUACUAUAGAACCGAGCCUGCUAAUGGCUUUUGUGCCAAUUUUUUUAAAUUCUCUAUAGGAAAUUUUUCACUGAAUUACAUUGUCAAAGACUGUAGUUAGCUGUUUAAAAGGGGUAUGUAUUUCGGCAUUGAAAAACAAUAAAUUCAAUUGACAUCACUGUUGGUGCCUCGCGGAGUAUUGCAUGAAAAGAAGCCUUGCAAUACCUCGCUAGGCACUCAGCAGUGAUGCCAAUUGAAUUUAUGGUUUCCCAGCAUAACAUAAAUUCGCAUAAGAAAUGUUAGCUCAAAUCGUUAAAAAUGAUAAUGCGAAUCGCAAUUCUUCCAAAUAAAUGAACGAUCGUAAAAAUCGGUAAUUUUAGUCGGUAUGAAUCGGAUAUGAUAAAAAGUCCGCCAUGUUUGUAAAUUUGUUUUCUCGCGCGAAAUUCAAGUGAGAAAACAACCUUGUUCCUCUCUCUGCGAUAAGCAGUGCAACCAGAUUGCUAAAAAUCAGAUGGUUGAUUGGAAAAAUUUGAGAAGCAUCAAAUAUUGUAGCUGGCAUUGCAUGCAUUUAGAGCAAAACUCUCUCGCAUACCUUCUGGAUGUACGAAUAAGAUGUUGAAUAUCGUCCAUGUAUGUAUAAUUCUUAUCGCUUAAGCAAGAAGUUGAAAAUAUGUAUGUAACUUGUGCAGGUAAAUGCUGUUUUUUUCGAGUUUUUUGCGAUGAUUCAAUAAUAUAUAUUAAAUGUAUAAUAAAGUUUGUUGCGAAAUACCUCUAUCCAAUACCUAAUAACUUUUUUGUCUAACUAUAUGCGAAGCUACGGCCUCCGACAAAGUUGUUCAGCGAAAAAUUUCCUUUAGAGAAUGUAUAAAUUGAAAAACCAUAAGCAUUCUCGGUUUCAUAGAAGAAACAAUAAGGAUGAUGAUUCUUCAGUACAAAAUAUUCAAUUUCCCUAAAAAAACCUAAAAGUUCAAAUUUUCUCAUGUAAAUGUUACUUAAAAAUUCUGCAAAAAAUCAUGGAUGAGUUUUGAACCAAAACGAAACUUUUCAGACCCCAGAAAAGUUUGAGAAAUUCAAAAAUGAUCCUAAAUCAACUCAGUCUACUACCAUAGGAUUACCGAAUUAUAAUCGAAGUCCGGUAUUUUUUAUCAAAUCAGCUUACAGUCAAUCAUCUUCCAAUCAAACUAGGCGACAAAAUUUAUUGGAAAAUCGGUUCCUUCUAUUUGUUCAACCAUCGGACAGCAAACUAAAACAUAAGAUUAAAGCUACAAUCCACAUGAAUCUAUACGCAAAAAAGAGUAAUUAAAAAAACAAACACGAAUCGAAAGUCCGAGAUCCAGAAAACUGUGGCCUAAAAUAAGAGAAUUCAUAGAGUUUUAUUCACACUACUACUGUAUUGUACUAACGACAUUUACCAUUUACCAUCCACUUACCACUUUUCUUCUCGUUAAGUUUGCAGAAUUUCACAGAAAUCAAACUAUGAACACUUAAGUUGAAUUUCGGUUAGCAAUUCGAUUAGCAAAAAAAAAGUAAAAACUCGUCCCGUACCAGAAAUUAUGCGAAGGACAAAACAUAUACAUAAACACACGAAAGAAAAACUUUAGGAGAAUGAAACAUGAUAAUUACAAUGAAAGAAAAAUGAGAUAAUAGUUGAAACAUAUCAGUUUUCUAGAAGCAAACACAAAAGAAAAAAUGUAUUUAAACACAAAAGUAAUCUUAAAUGAAGCAAGAAGAAAUUACCAAGAACAAGAUAAGAUUGAUAUUAAAGUGUAAAUUUUUAAAAUGAAACCAUUGAACACGUUAAGAAGACGCAACCUAUUCUGUAAUUAUAGUACGGUAACGUUUAAAUGAAAUAAAAGGCUCUCGUACUUUUAAGACAUGGAAGGAAAAAUACGAACAGUGUUGUACCUUAAAUUAAUCUACAAAAUGGAUAGUUGUGUAUAGGCUAAAGGUUAAUUUUCGAGAAAAAAUUAAACACGUCAAGAUAAUAGAAAACGCUGUCGAAAGCGAACUGGUUCCAGUUCGAUGAGUGUACCUUAGUCAGGGUGAAAUGGAAGCAGAGAAGGAGGAACGUGCGGAAGAAAUUCCAAAGGAAUGUAACAAACAAUAACCUAAAGUGUUGCCAAAAAAAACAUAACAAAUGAAAUCGAAAACAGCCCACGUUGUAAAUGUGAUUGUACAUCGGACAUUUUUGUAAGCAAAUUUUUCGCACUCAAACUUUACAAAAUAAAAGAAACCAACCAGAAAAAGAUUAUAAUGGACAAAAAAGACAUAAGAACCUUGUUGCCAAUAUGGCUGAUUGGCCACCCUGAAGGAAGCAAAAACACACACAAAAAAACAGUGAAAACAUUGAAAAGUAAUAUUAUAUGACAAUCCUGCACCUUAAAAAUGGCGAACGUGAAACAGAAGUAAGCAGAAAAAAAAAACAAAAAACUUUUAAAAAGAAUCCCUAACUUAAAUCCCGGCGAGCGGCAACACGCCGCCGUCGCACUUUUGUACUUGUUUGUAAAUAGGAUGCCCACACCUGGCCAUGACUGUCUCAUAACCAAAGGAAGAUAAAUAAGGAAAAUCGCAAACGUCAGUCGAUGUGUCUCCAACGCUCGAAAUCUCUGGCUGUCUUACUCUCUUUCCUCGCGCGCGCGCUCUUCACUUCCGUUCUCGUUCUCGUUGAAGCGUUUGGGCUUCAAUGUUCAAAGCAGCCAACACUUUCUUUGAGUGGUUACAGACAGAAAACAAAAGAUAGGAAAGACAAAAAAUAGCUGUAAAUUGAAUACAAACACACAAACACAACAACAUUCAAGAGUUCUAUACAACAACGACGCUUGCUGUGCUUCGCUACCGUAGAAACACGAUGCAAGAGAGAGUUUGUUUUUUCUCCUCGGAAAGUCGUCGGGUAGCCGUUCUCGUUCAAGUUAUGAUCUUUGUUAAUGUUUAUUUAUUUUCGAUAAGGAGUUACCUAGGACGAACGAAUAAAUUAAUACCUGCUGAAUUUUAGUUUUUCUUAGAUUUAAGCGAUUAAACAUUCAAUUUGUUUUUAAUUUUAUGUAAGCUACUAGCGAUAAGUUAGGUGAAUUGAACUUAAGAUUUGUUUUCAUUUUGUUUGUGUGUGGUCGUGUUUAACGCGUUGCUAUGGAGAUAUAUUAACAACUACCUAACUAAGUCAUAUGUGUUGGGUGGGCUCAUGUUCGUUUUUCACAGCAGAUUUCAUCUUUUAAACUACAGUGUCGGACAAAACAUUAAAACCACUGCUCAAACAAAAACAGAAAGUGACGAAACUUAGAGAAAAAUAAUCAGGUCCAGUGUUUUAAUCCAUUUAAAAUAUUGUAUUUGCAUUGUUCAAAGAAAUUUAUAGAAUCUGUAGUUAAACAACAAGAAUGUUCGCUGAUGAAUAUGUUGAAAAACUUCAAGAGUUAGUACUUGGUCGUGUAACCUUUGUUACGCAUCAUUUCACGCACCCGGUUUGGCAUGGAUUCCACCAGCUUCUGGCACGUGGUGACAGGGAUGGCGUACCAACAAGCUUGGAUCCUCUCCCACAAUUCCUGCUUAUUUUUCCACUUCUUCGUGUACACCGACCUUUUCACGAUCUUCCAUACAUUUUCUAUAGGAUUAAGAUCCGAUGACUGCGCUGGCCACUCCAUGACAUCGACUUUGUUAUCCUGGAACCACUUUUUGACGGUCUUGGCAGAAUGUUUCGGAUCGUUAUCCUGCAUGAAAUGCCAUUUCAGGGGCAUCUCCCACUCGGCGUGUGGCAGCAUAACAUCCCUUAGGAUUUGAGCGUAGAGGUUCUAAUCCAUGAUCUUAUCCACCCAAUACAGGGGGCCAAAUCCAAACCGGGAGAAGCACCCCAACACGAUAGUAUUUCCUCCUCCAUGCUUGAAAGUCUUCUUGGUAUACUGUGGCAUGUAAGCGCAGGUUGUUGGACGAUGAACCUGUGGAAUUUGUCUUCAAAUUCACGGACUAAAGAAGGACGCAGCGUAUUUUGGACGCUUCGUUCGUAAAAUGGCUUCCGUCUGAUGGCGACGUUGACACAAGAUUGACGAGAGACCAACCGUUGUUCGUCGACGGACCGUCAUCGAAGAGAGGAUUCGCUUAUGAGGUCGACGAAUUGGCAUGAUGGGUUGCCAAUUCACUAGAUAAUGACACAUUUUGCCAAUAAAUCAAUUUCCUCCCAAAUUCAUCAAUAUCCCACAGAACCCAAGUUUUUCCGUCAGAGCCGCUGAGGUUUACCUUGUUCUCAUCCGACCACAGUGUACAGUAAUACCUACCUCGAUAUAAAGCAACGAAAUUUUUUUUUUCGUUGCUUUAUAUCGAAGUUACGUUAUAUCGAAACACUACUAAAAAUGGUCCUUUGGAGCAUCGAUAGUGAUCGUAAAUGUGAAAAAGUUGAUUCUUAAUUCUGUUUGUGCGGAUUUAAGAAACGUAAAAAAAAAUAUUUUUGUCACAAACUCAACAAUUUUGUUUGAUUAAUUUCGACAAACAUUUUCAGAAACAGUUAAAGUGAUGAUUCCGACAAACAUACAUAUUUUUCACAAUUUUACAAUUAAGUUAAAUCUGUUCUCCUACUAUUUUGUCCAUAACUUUUGACCAAAUCCGCCGCAAUGAAAAUUGCAUAUUAAGCGGCCAACCGUUCUCCUCUGCAUAUUUGAUAGCCACAUCAAAACCGUUCAAAGCGGACUGCUCUAACUUUCGUGAACAACUGUCAUCUUCUUGUAAACUCGAUUGUGUCUGGAGAUGUAAAUUACCAUUAUUAUUAAUGAUAACAUCAAUGAUAAAAAAAAAAGAUUUUUAGAAACUUACAGGCAGUGUAUCGUCUAUUAUUGACUGCGAACCCUCCACAUUGUUAUCCUCGUCUGGAUGAUUAGGAUGCAGGAUACUUGAAACGAUUUCGUCAUCAUUUAACGUCGCGUAUUCAGCAUCUUCUUCGUCGAUCUCUUCCGUCUUAGCAAGUUUCGCUGCAAUUCCGUUCCACCUUUCUCUGAGAACAGACAGUGGUAACUCGUUCCCAAUUUCAGAAGGGUUGUACAACAAGUUCCAAGACUUCUGGAUAGCUUCUGCGGACACUGAAUCCCAUGAUUGUGCAACCCAAUAGAUUGCAUCCUUAAUGUUUAUUUUUUUAUGUUUUCGUCGAACUCUCCACCUCGACCUUGAAUUUCACGCAUCAUUAGAUUUCUGUACCGUGACUUAAUCAUUCGAAUUAUGAUCUGGUCUAUUGGCUGUAUUGCCGCAGUGGUAUUCGGUGGUAAAAAUAUGGUGAAGACCGACCCAUCUUCGGUUUUCAGCUUAUCUGCAUUAAAAUGCGCAGAAUAAUUAUCUAAAACAAGAACAGCUUUGAUAGGUAAACAGAUUCUUCAAGAAACUUGGUGAUUUUUGGCACAAACUGCUCAAAAAACCAUUCUUUAAAUAAAGUUCUGGUCAUCAAGGCGUUCUUGGAGGACCUGUAGUAUUCUGGCAGCUCUUUAAUGUUUUUCAACGCUCGUGGUUUCGCGAAUUUCCCUAUCAUCACCAAUGGAAGUUUGAAACUACCAUCCACAUUGUUACAUGGCAUGAAAGUAAUCCUCUCCUUACUGAUUUUCCGACCAGGUGCUGAUCUGGCAUCCUGCUCAACUAAUGUUGCAAUCAUAAAAACUUAUUUGAAUAAAAGAAUACAUGCCCUAACAUCACUUCAGCUUAAGCAACUUAUCUAUAGGUGCAAAUAUAGUCAUUAAAAUUUGAAAUUGAGAUACAUGCUCUAGGCUGGAUUUUCAAAAGCACAAAAGCGACUAUCACAAUACUGAAAGUACUGGAGUUACAUUUUCAACGCUUGCGCUCAUUCGCUCUUUAUGCCUCUGAGAAUUUACCGCAAGGCUCAUAAACAACAUUAUUAUAUUUUUAUGACAAAAAAGUAUUGAAAUUAAACAUAUUUAUUCAAAUUAGAAACAUUUUUAAAAGUUACGUAAUACAGAGGCAAAAGUUGCUUUAUAUUGGGUUACGUUAUAUCGAGGUUGCUUUAAAAAGAGGUUGCUUUAUAUCGAGGUAUUACUGUAUUUCGUAACUGCUUCUCCUACUCUGAACCGAUCCAAUCGAAAUGGUCUUGUGCGAACUUUAUCCGCGCCUUCAGAUGUUUCCAGUCCAGAUGAACGUCCAGUCGUUUUGGAUUUUUUGCGGUCGCGGAGGACAUAAAACACGAAAGUUUUAGAGCGUCUCAAGUACUCUGCGAUUUCGCGUUGGCUGCUGCCUGCCUUGGCCAUUGUCCACUGUGUUUCCGUACAAUUAGGUGCGCGACCCAUUUUUCGUUGAAUGCCACUAGAAUUCGAGAAUUAAAACUUACAUACUUCUUGUUUACAUGAUAAAAACUCACUAGGAUCCGCAAAACACAAAAUGCCACCGAGAAACAAUCAAUUUUCUUCAAAAUUCGGUCGAAGCAACACUUAAUAGCCAAAACGAGGAACUGGUCCUAUAUUUUGUCGCAUUGGUUUUCAACUUUUGACAGCUAUCAGUGCGUUUAGCUAAAAUGGGUUGCUUUGAUUGGGUUAAGCAAGCGGUUUUCAAUGUUUUUACACUAGUAUAAGUCCUCGUGCUAAGUUUCACAUAAAUCAUAUUUGAAUUGGCAGUUAAAAGCUAUUUUGAUUUUUUUUUUCACAUAAGAGUGGUCUAAAUGAUUUGUACGACACUGUAUAGAGACUUAAUUUUUUUAAAUUCAAAUUCUUUAAAUCAAAUCUAAUAAUUCUGUCUUGAUACAUUUCGCGCCUGAAAAUAUCAAAUCUUUGAGAUCCAUCGAUGAUGGAUAUUUUCAGAGAAACAUGAGGAACAAAGAACAGAAAGAACAUAAGCCGUAAAUACCGUGAAUUUCUCGAAACAGAUACAACGGUUCUUCGACAGGACUUGAACCCGCAAUCAGCACUUCAGUACAACGACGCGUAAGCCAAUUACACCACGGUUAACGUCAUAGAAUCGCCCGAUGCGAGCGUACAAGUUCAGCUCAAUCGGUCGACUGCUGAAACUUCUAUAGAUACACUCCACGUAUAUCUCGCAUGCAGGGUUGCCAACUUUUUUUUAAAUAAUCAGGGACUGGUAAAAAAAUCAGAAUACAUAAAAAGUAGCGGAAAUUUAGCUCAAAGUGAUGACUUUUUUUUCGGUGAUCGUUGCUCCACAUUUUCACUUUAGUAAUGGUAUCUAAUGCUGUUCCUUUUUACCCGGCUUAUUUUCAAAAAUUAGGGAAAUUCAAUGGCUUAUUAGGUUGUCAGACUGAACCUCGAAAAAUCAGGGAAAACCUGAAAAUUAGGGGCAUUGACAUCUCUGCUCGUAUGUGUUCUUGCCUCCUAUUAACGCACCGGCACUAAAUUUUACUUCGGAGUCCGGAUUUCCGAGUUCCAACAAAGAAAAGUGAACUGUGGAGAGCAGAUAUUCCACUUGUAUGCCAAUGUUAGUAUAUGUUAGAUUGUUGCCAUUCGAUAGCCCCUCGCCCAUUCUUCGCCCGCGUCCUGCUGUCACAUCAGCGAUCAGCCAGUCAGUCAUCAAUUGAUCCUCCUCGAGUAAGGACUCCGCGAACGCGCAGUAUCAACCUCCUCGGGGCGCAGGCGUUCUCCCUCCCGGCAAGCCGGUGCAUCGGGUCAGGCAGUGACACAAGAACAGGUAUGUCCUCCAAAGUAGAACCCACAUGAACUACUAGUUUGUCGGAAGUUUGUGUUUUGUUGCCAAUUCACCAGCGACGUUUCUAAAAAAUUUAAAAAAUGGACAAUAUUGAUCUCUAUCAUCGCCAGAGAUGCCAAUGUGCCUGAUUUUCGAGGCUCAGCCUGACAACCUGAUAAGCCAUUGGAUGUCCUUGAUUUUUGAAAAUAAGCCUGAUUUUGCCUGAUUUUUUUGCGAAUACGAUGAAAAAUGUGUAUUAAGGAACUGAUCAUUGCUAAAGUGAAAAUUUGGAGCGACGACCAAAAAAAAGUCAUAACUUUGAACUAAAUUUCCGUAACUUUGACGUAACCUGAGUUUUUUUUUCAAAAGUGCCUGAUUUUAAAAAAAAAGUUGGCAACCCUGAUCCCCACCCAUCGACUCGGGAUUUCAGCCGAGCGUGCACAUGGUCGAUUGCUUCGGUCUUGCCGCUACUUACCUACGAUUAAAUCGAUGAAGCAAUCAGUGCUGCUCAACAGUGUUGUCAGAUCUACGGAUUUAUCCUUAGAUCUAAGAAUUUCAAGCGUUUUUAUGGAGCUACGGAGCGAUGCUCAAAAUUUAAGGGUUUUCAGCAUUUCCUACGGAUUUUCUACGAAUUAUCGAAAAAAUUAUAGGGAUUCUGCGGAUAAACGAAAAUUCUCAAUGACGGUAAAAAAAAAGGUCAUCAAGUUUCAUUUUGACAAAAUCAAUACAUUUUUCGAUUUUCGUCAAACCUACGGAUUCGAGUGGUUUGCAAUCUGGCAACGCUGCUGCUCAAGGUUCCGAGCAGAUCGGUUACACAGGGAGGUGCUGCUGAAACAAGAGGUGAUAGAGAAACAAGAGAGAUCAAUAGGAAGCAAGAACACGUGCGAGAAAAAGGUAUAUGAAGUGGAAGGUCCAGCAGUCGACCGAUUGAGCUCGACUUGUACGCUCGCGUCGGUCGAUUCCAUCACGUUCACCGUGGUGAAGUUGUCUAAUGCGCCGUUGUACUGAAGCGGAGAAACGGGUUCAAGUCCUGUCAGUGAGCCGUUGUAUCUUUUUCGAGAAAUUCAUGAUAAUUACGGUGUAUGUUUUUUCUUUUCUUUGAUCCUCAUGUUUCUCUGAAAAUUCUCAUCCUCUUGAAAACUUUCAAAUCUUUUUUUAAUGUUGAAAACAAAUUCAAAAUAAAAUGCGGAAAAAUAUUUUUGAUUCCAAGCACUUCCAAAUUCACGAACCAUUGGCUAAAGGUAGUUGAAAUAUUUUCCUAGUGAGCAAACACGAGCGUUGAUAUUGAAAAAAAUUUCAACGAUUAUUCUUAAACUGAUCUGUGUUUUAAACCCUCAUCGGGACGCUAUGCCCCAAGGAACUGGUUUUCUCUCGGCUGUCCCUGUUCUAGUCCCUGAUCCAUUUUUGUUAAGUUAGUGGCUACUGUAGUUCAAUUGUUAUACAAGUUCAAAACUUGACCCUUUUCUUUAUCGAUUAAGUUAGUUAAGGUUAACCAAAAUGCCAAAACGUCCGUGUAGGUUAAAAACGGUAUAGUCGCGAAGCUGAAAGAGAACGAAACAAACUGUCAAAGACAUCCUCUAGCGUAACAACAAAAAUAUUCUUUAUUAGCGUUUAUUGACCGAAACUUUCGUCCAAUCUCUGUUCUGUGUGUACAUUGUUAGUAGAUAAAUAAGUUUUGUUCGCGUCACAAAUUUUUGGCGAACACAUAAUGCGAUAAUCAAGCUUUUCGAAAGAUGAUAUCCCAUAAUCGUAACCCCCGGACAACCAGUCGAUUCUUUGAGCUUACUACCUUUGCAGAAUCCAAAUUUUCUUGAUUGUUAAUCUUAAGUGAUUGUGAGUAAAUAUAAUUAUACGUAAGCAUUUUAAUCGAGUAUAUUUAUUGCAUCAUACAGACAAGCCGCAAGCAUACAAGAGAAAGAAAAAAACUAACUGCAAACGAUACCUUGAAGAAGCUGAAAUUACAACCCGAAACGUUAUCAGACAGAUAGCAGAUUCAAAAACCAAUCACAACUACAAGCGUUUGUUUAUUAGGAAAUAUUACGAAUGAAGAGAACCAACAGCAGAGCAGCAAAGUGAGAAGAAAACAUAAACAAAAAUGGCGGCAACUUGACAGCUAAUUGCCUUUAUGGAUGUUGGUAAACAACAAGAGAAAUGAAAUAAAAGACAUACAAAAAUAACGGCAAUCCUGACACGGAAUCGAUUCAAUGUUUUAACUGUUAGUUUUUAAAACCUUACCCAAAACCCAACACAUUAAGAACACAUCAAAACUCGGAACAGUCGAAAACGAGGAUGAUUGCAAAGGACAGAGACACUCCAAUAAAAUCACAUCAAACUGAAACAGACAUUAAACGAAAACAUUCACAGUUACUUAGAAACAAGCAAAACAACAAACACACAACCUGGGUAGUUUUAUUUAAGACGAUGGGAAUAAAAUCUGCGUGAUGUAUGCCAUAUGUUUUGAAACUAAAACAAAAAGGAAAAAAAACAUUUGAAACCAACAACUGCAACCAGAACACAGACAGACAGAUGUACAGUACGGACAGAAUGAAACAAACAAAACAAAAAAAUGAGAAAAACAAGAAAAAAGGCUAUUAUUGAGAUAGUUUUUAGAUUUACCAUAUGAUUGUUCAAACUAAAUGAAAAAAAAACAA